AUGCGCACCGCACUCUUCCUCGCCGGCGCCCUCGUCACCAUGGCGUACGCCGCCCCCAGCGGCCCGAGGGAAGCCACCGGGUGGCCUGAGAACGAGGACCAGGUCGGCACCUACGUCGACGCCCUAGAGCAAGACAUCGCAGCGGCCAGCCUCGAGUCCGGCCUCCCGCCCUUCUUCGGCUUCCUCCUGCAGGCCUACUCCCUCCGGGACCAGGACGAGGCCGCGCUGAUCGUCGAGGCCGCGCAGGCGCUCCGCGACGAGCGAGCCGACCUCGAAGAGUUCGCCUCCGAGCUCCAGGGGCCCGCCGCCCUGCAGCGCCGCGGCGCGGGCCAUGGGCUGUUCGAGGCCGCUCUCGAGAGCGCCGCCGGCGAGUGGACCAGGGCCAGCGGCGACAAGGGCGUGAAGAAGGACAACAAGGCGCUGAUUGGCAAGUGCGUCAGGGAAGCGAAGAAGGACAAGGUCAAGGCCGGGGAGAAGCAGAAGGGCGACGAGACUAAGUUCGUCAUGGAGGGCCUGCCGCAGAGCUGCUGCGAGCUGAUGCAGGAGUGGCACGACCUCGAGGGCCACGCCGCCGAGGUCGAGGUUGUCGGCGGGGGUGUUGUUGAGUUCAGCUUGUAA
Molecule: messenger RNA, 618 nt
Organism: Colletotrichum spaethianum
Lineage: Eukaryota; Fungi; Ascomycota; Sordariomycetes; Glomerellales; Glomerellaceae
Exons: 1
Coding region: 1-618 (205 amino acids)
Source: RefSeq, a predicted model, not a curated record